Cotesia congregata is the source of this 389-nucleotide messenger RNA. NCBI's taxonomy places the organism in Eukaryota, Metazoa, Arthropoda, Insecta, Hymenoptera, Braconidae. The record is from the annotation of a GenBank genome assembly.
UUACAGCACUGUCCAAAGGUGAAAAGAGAUGGAGUUAUUUUUAUGAUCGUCAAACAUCGUUCGAAGCUGCGUUUUUUCAAUUUCUGUGAGGAUUCCUCCAUGGAGUCAAGCCAUAACUUGAGCUCGUUGGACAUCUCCGGCCUCUGGGCAGAGGGCUCGACCUUAGCGAUCACCUCCGACACGGGGACCUUUAACCCGGUGACCGUCUGCUUGCUGAGGACGACUGCGCGGACGAAAUUGUCUGACAGACUGAUGAACUCGUGUUCGAGGUAGAAGUUUUUCUCGUCCCAGUAAAUCAACUGUGUUGUCACUUUGUAAGGUGUAAAAAUAGGCAGCGCUCGUCGAUAACGAGUCGAUGAUGCACCUUGAACUGCGCCUCCACCUCUGCG